UGUGUGUUGUACUAGUACUGUAGCAUUGCAUCCAAAUGCCAUCCUCAGUGGCACUUCGGUUCAAUGCUGUAGCGCUUCUUCUUGCGCUGCUAAAUACAGCAUCCAUCGUUGUGAAUGCUCUGUCUUCGCCCAAGGCAAUUCGGCGGCAACCCAUUGGCCGUAUCACGUCCCUGGAUCGAUCCAAACUAGAUUCCACCACGGACACCAAGUUUUAUCGAAAUCCCAACCUGGUGACGCACACGGACGAUACCUUUAUCCAACGACUAGAAGAUGUCUACCGAGAACAUCUUCCCUCUGAAAAUGGCGUGAUUUUGGAUAUCAUGUCCUCUCAUGUAUCACAUCUGCCCUCGGAUGUGCCCUUGCAACGAGUGGACGUGCACGGGAUGAAUGCGCAAGAAUUGGAGCGGAACCCAGCUCGAAACGCUACGGGAGGCAACCUCUAUGUACGAGAUCUCAACGACAAUCCCAGUUUUGUCGGGCUCAUCGAUGACAACCAAGAAUACGAUGCGGUUCUCUGCUGCGUCGGUGUGCAAUACUUGGAAGAACCGGAAGCCGUCUUUGCCGAAGUGGGCCGUAUCCUCAAACCCGACACGGGCGUACUGAUUGUCAGUUUUACCAAUCGUUUCUUUUACCAAAAGGCACUACAGGGGUGGAUUGAUCGAGGCAUGCAGGAACGGGCGCGUCUGGUACAAGACUAUUCGAGAGCGGCCGGUGGAUUUGAUUCAGUUCAGGUCGUGGGCGAUGGUACCAGUGUGUGGAACCAACUGGCGAGUCUUGGUGGAUUUGUGGGAGAUCCUUUUGUGGCCGUUGUGGCAAAACGGAACAACGAGCCUUAGGUAUCAAGAACUAGCUAUCGAGAGAUGACAUAUCAAUGCAUGGUUCGAUCCAUCGAGCCUUCACGACUUCCGAGUGAGUCUGCCUCCCACGAAUUGUUAGAGAAGCUGUGGAUGUUGCAAAAAGAGCCCCCCGGCAAACGUCGGCUAAAAGUGGCCUGCCUGAUGUGGCUCUUGAGGUGCCAUACCGGUAGUCACCUCUACUAGAAUGCGACAGAAAGCUGCAUUGAAGUUACAUGUUAGAACCUAGCUAGCCAGAGACAGCCCGACUGCAAGCUGAACCGUCUUCCAAGAUGGCCUAUUACUUUUUGCUCUUGCCCGUGCUGCUACUGCUGCCAUAAGAGAAAUCACCCAAGGCUCCUUUCAGAUCAUCUGCUUGAACAGUGGGACUACUGGGCUUAUUGCUACUACUGGAGGAUGCACUGGCUGCAUUCUUCCUUUCUUGCGCCGCUUUCUUUCGAGCCUUGGCGCCAGGUUCGGACUCUCCGUAUGCGUUUGCCGGCUGGGAAACUGCCACUGAAGAAGCUGUUACCAGUAGUCCGGCCUGCUGUAAGACAAAGGCGCGGCGGCUGCUGCUUUCUUGUGGCGUUGUAGUAAUAGGAAGAGACCAGCCAUGGCCAAAUGACAGGAUGCCAAAAGCAACGGCAAGGGAAAGCAAUAGAUGACACAACUGACUCCUCAUGGUGCUGUGUUUGAUGUCCCUUUACGGUAUCGAUAGAGUAGCCAAGCGACAGUCUGCCAUGGUGGCUCUUGAAAAAGUUUGGGUGAAGUGCCAUCACUGAGUCGAGUCGAGUCCACUGACGUCAUUGCCGUAUCUUUUGCAAAGAUCUUCUAUCCAAAGCACCCACCGGUACAGCACUCUCUCACA
Messenger RNA from Seminavis robusta, 1701 nucleotides. NCBI's taxonomy places the organism in Eukaryota, Bacillariophyta, Bacillariophyceae, Naviculales, Naviculaceae. The record is from the annotation of a GenBank genome assembly.